Lichtheimia ornata is the source of this 1407-nucleotide messenger RNA. RefSeq lists its product as uncharacterized. Gene Ontology annotation, molecular function: endonuclease activity. NCBI's taxonomy places the organism in Eukaryota, Fungi, Mucoromycota, Mucoromycetes, Mucorales, Lichtheimiaceae. Gene Ontology annotation, cellular component: preribosome, large subunit precursor; Las1 complex. Gene Ontology annotation, biological process: maturation of LSU-rRNA; maturation of 5.8S rRNA. The record is from RefSeq and is a predicted model, not a curated record. Bases 1 to 1407 code for a protein of 468 amino acids. The transcript is spliced from 11 exons.
AUGGGCGGUUUACGCGUUGUCCCUUGGAUCAACUUUGAAGAAUUCGAAACGGUUCACAAAUGGCUAUAUUCUCAAUCACCAGAAGAAGCUCAACAUGGCGUCGAUCGGGUGGCUGCUUGGUCAAGUCGAGGACGUUUACCCACUGCUAUUGAAUGUACAUCCACAUUGAUACAAUUACGACUACGAGACCGAGGAGGCCAUAUGGCAUUAUCACUACAGGAGCUACGACAAUUAUAUGCCUUUGCACUCAUCAGAUUUGUCAAUGGCAUGGUGGAUCCUUUACAAACAGGCUCUGUUGCACGAGCUACAUCUGAGAUCGCAGAACGCUUGGGAUUACCUUUGUGGUUUGUUGAACUUCGUCAUGCAGCUACCCAUGAACAUCUCCCAGGUAUAUCCGUUUUACGUGAAGCAGCUGAACAGGCGUUACAAUGGCUGUAUGAUGCUUAUUGGGCAAUGGAACUCAAGCCUGAAAGAUCGCCUAUCCUUGAUGAAAACAAGGUGUUUGCUAUUCGAUUGGCAUUAAAACAAUACAAGGAUGCUAGGAAAACAUUUAUAAAAGAUUCAAGACGCGGUCGACCCACCAACGAUGAUCACGAGGAAGCAUUGAAAAAGUUCAUGAAAGCUGUAUCAGGACCCUACAUUCGAGACGCGGUGGUUCCCGAGCUAUUGAAACCUGGUGGUCUAGUGCCUGUCAGCAAAAAGAAGCGUCCAAGUUUUGACUACAUGGUUUUGUCAAAGGAUCUACUUGAGCUAUGGCUUCCUCUCGUACGUGCGCUGGAUCGGGAACACUCUAAUUUUGCCAAGGAGUUGCUGGAUGCGAUUGUGAAGCGAUUGGAUGUCAAAGAAGAAUACAAAAUCAGCAGAGAGCUCUCCUACAUCGUGUCAGGACCUUUGGAGGAUAAUGCACUGGAUGAUGACCUUACGGGCAACAGCUACCUGUUAACACUCGCAUGUUACUUGAAGCACAUUGUAUCGAAUGAUUUUGGAGGUGGUGGUGAUCACAAUGAGUCUAUCUUGGUGAACAUUGAAUUGAACGAUGUUAUGGAAGGAUGCCUUCGUUACCCCAAUCAUUUCACACGGGUGGUCCUGCGAAAUAUUUCCCAAGUGGCAGAUGAUGACCUGGAAAGGGAUCUUGAACCGUUCCUGAAAUACAUUGACAGCUACUUGGCUAGCAAACACAGCGCGAAUAAUGCAGCUGAUACGGUACAAGAGGUUGAUAUGGAAGGAGAAUUGAGUGAGCUCAAAGGACGUAUCCAAGCGAUGCAAGGAGUUAUAAUGGAUGAUGAAGAUAUGAUGGACGUGGAUGGAAACAAAGGAUGGACUUUAUGUGAUAGCUCGAAAUGGUCUACAUGUCCUAUGGGAAGUUUGCCAAAUGGAAAAGUACCAUGUCUUGAUUUGAAUGUAUAA